This is a messenger RNA of Perkinsus marinus ATCC 50983, 371 nucleotides long. RefSeq lists its product as hypothetical. The record is from RefSeq and is a predicted model, not a curated record. The transcript has 4 exons. The annotation marks the transcript as partial. NCBI's taxonomy places the organism in Eukaryota, Perkinsozoa, Perkinsida, Perkinsidae.
AUGGGCAAGCCAGUGAUUCCCUAUGCUAAGGUUCACUGUACGAUAGAACAGCAGACCCUUACGAAGGACCAAGUUUCAUUCAUAUAUAAACCCAAGCGCCGAUGGUUCCGUUUCAGAAGGGUGCGGUAUUGGGUUACGAUGCUCAGGCUUGACAAAAUUGAGAUCGAUCCGCGAUAUUCGGCAGCUCCUGGGGACAAACCGCUGAAGCCAGUACGGUUGUUGGAUAUGUGGGCAUCUAGGUGGCAGACACCGGAGGAAUUGAGGGCGGUACAACGUGAUGGAGAAGGCACGAUGUUAGCUGAGAAGAUCUACGAUGGUACGGAGCAAGCACCAGGUCACCAUCAACGACGAGGCCUAGUGGAGGCCUAUCG